AUGGCAUAUUUUUUAUAUUUAUGUCCCUUUGUUGUUGUCGUGUGCGCCCAGUUAUCCUACGCUUCGCACCACGGUUUUGAUGGCGGGGACCAUCAUACAGUUGAGACACAUUCAGAGUCGUCCAAACAUGUACCCAUCAAAGUGAUCGAGAAGGUGCCUCUACCCAUACCCCACCCAGUGCCCGUGAAGGUGCCCCAUAUGAUAAAAAUCCAAAUUCCGGAGCCCUAUGCAGUGCAUCAGCCAGUUGAACAGGAAAUCCAAGUGCCCCAUUAUAAAAUUGUGCCCGAUGUUACCAUAAAACGUAUACCCUACACAGUGGAUAAGCCCUACCCGGUAGAGGUGGAGCGUCACUACCCAGUUGAAGUAGUCAAAGAAAUUAAAAUUCCCGUACCUAAACCAUAUUCGGUGCCGAUAAUUAUUUACAAGCAUGUGGUGCAGGAAGAACAUCACUAGGCUUAAAUUGAGAGAGAAGAAAGCAAAUUAGA
Messenger RNA from Anastrepha ludens (Mexican fruit fly), 485 nucleotides. Its product is annotated as valine-rich protein-like. NCBI's taxonomy places the organism in Eukaryota, Metazoa, Arthropoda, Insecta, Diptera, Tephritidae. The record is from RefSeq and is a predicted model, not a curated record. The coding region runs from base 1 to 453 and encodes 150 amino acids. The transcript has 2 exons.